UUUCCGAACUCACUUAGUAAUCUUUGUCUCGGUGGCCCGGUUGAAGCAUUCAAUUGCUGCUGCUAGGGCUCAGGAAUAGAUCGGCCGUCGAUUGAUUGAGAUGGGCUUGCAGGAGCUGUGGAACACGCUGGGUCCUGGUCUCGCAGGGGCCGUAUUUGGAGGAGGGUGGUGGUUCUGGGUGGACGCGGUGGUGUGUAGCGACAUCAAAGUGCCCUUCCUUCAUUACUUGCCGGGAAUAUUUGCGACAAUCGCGGCGUUGAUGGUGAAUGGUGUGCGGAGAGAUGAGCUCACAGAUUAUUCACCUUUUGAUGACAACGAUGGCUGCCGGUCAAGAACGUGGUUGUUUUUAGCGUAUGUUAUUGCAUUUACCUCGUUGGCGGGUUCUGUGGGUAUGCUAGUGCAAGACGCACUGCUGCCGACCACUCCAUCUACAUGGACGGGCAUAGCUGGAGUCUUGCAAUGCUUCUUUGUCCUUUCCAGUGGCUUGAUGUAUUGGACUUCGAGGGCAUCGUCGGAUUAUUAAGUCCCUAGGGGAAGACAUCUGUAAUAAUGUUAAAGGUGUUCAUUCAAUUUUUUAUUUAUCGAGUACAGCAAUCACUGGUUGUGUUUUCUCACGACUCCAGAUUUUCGCUGUCCAGUUUCAAAUAUUUGUAUCAUUUGCAGAAUAUUUCUAGAAUUCGGGAUCUGAGGCAAUCACUGCUUCCUUUAAAAACGGUAAUACAUUCAAGGCUUCCCCAUUUCAAAUGCUAGGGUCCUGUACAUUUUCAAGCGUCAUUAACCACUUAUAAGUCUGUUUUAGAGAACGUACUGACGCAGCCGACAGUGAUUGAUAGUACCAAUACUAAAGUGACCUCAAGUUGCCAUUUAUGGUUUAACUUCGUGUUCAUUUAUGUUUUUAGUUUUUAAAAAUAUCAAUCUAUGAUACCAAUUGAUGGAA
This is a messenger RNA of Physcomitrium patens, 937 nucleotides long. RefSeq lists its product as uncharacterized. The record is from RefSeq and is a predicted model, not a curated record. Lineage: Eukaryota; Viridiplantae; Streptophyta; Bryopsida; Funariales; Funariaceae.